Notodromas monacha is the source of this 1125-nucleotide messenger RNA. Lineage: Eukaryota; Metazoa; Arthropoda; Ostracoda; Podocopida; Cyprididae. The record is from the annotation of a GenBank genome assembly.
GCUAUUCUUCAUCCUUCUCAGAGGUGGUGAUGUUUGAAAAUCGUUUCCUUCGCGACAUACAGUACUGUGAUUCGUCGUCGGGACCUGUGUAUUGGGAAAAGUGAGAAGCACAUCAUGGCUGAUAGCAAAGGAAUUUUGUACCUGCAUUUAUUCGGAGAAGUCGCUGGACGAACUGGCGUCUAUGGUCUAGUUGAUGUUCCGAAUGAUUAUAUGCCGGAUAAAUUUUGGGUGGAGUUCCCGAAGUGCGAACCUUUGCACCUGAAAACCCUAACGCCUUCUCAGCUGUUGACGAAGUUUGGAGCUUGGGGUUUCCGGUUGGAAGCAGUCCUUCAGGUCUCGAGUCAAGACGCUACGAAGCUCGCGACGGAGGGUUGUUUCGGUUUGAAUACUGCUGCGCCGACUCAACGCCCCAUUUUCUGCUGGAUCCUGUGCCGAUAUCCAACUGCGACAUCCUUUAGAUUCAAUGAGAAGAGGCAAAAGCGACAAGGGCCAGUUGAAGUAUGUUUCAAUGAUGUUACAACGGAAUCAUCGCAAGAAAUCAAGAAGGCUUUGAAGGAAGCGCAGUCUCAAGGAGACGUUCCAUCAGCUUUGGCGGACGAAGACGAAGUUCCAGAUAAAGCUCUGGAGACACGCGCAGUCGUUUCAGUUACUUUCUCCUCUUGUCACUUCUCUCCUGGAUCAUGUGUCUUGAACUUGCCGUAAAUCAUGGUCAACGUGCUGACGUCGCGGUCUUCUGGAGAAAAAGUGCAGUUCUUCGUGAAUUUAGUCUGCGGUUUGGGGGGUCUUCGGAAGGGAUAGUUUUCAAUCACACAUGAAACUGCGGGUUAUUCUGCCAUAUCUCCCUGAGGAGCAUGCAGUUCAGAGGAAAUCCACGACGUAUAUUCUAGAAGUAAUCGGUAUACAAGUGUGUGGUGACUCAAUUUCGCUGUGGCUUUCUUCGGUAUUUUCAUUUGCUAUUCAAAGUGACACAUUUGUCUCCCCCUGGUUCCUGUCUUUUUUUGUCGAACUUUUGCUGUUGAUGAAAUUGAUGUAGAACGACAGUACUGAACAUUGAUUUCUUCGAGUAGUUCUUUUGACUCUUUCCGAUGCCGGCGAAGUCGUUAUUCUGCACAUCCAGUCCUGAGC